Messenger RNA from Phragmites australis (common reed), 698 nucleotides. RefSeq lists its product as uncharacterized. Lineage: Eukaryota; Viridiplantae; Streptophyta; Magnoliopsida; Poales; Poaceae. The record is from RefSeq and is a predicted model, not a curated record. Bases 2 to 562 code for a protein of 186 amino acids. The transcript has 2 exons.
GAUGCGACCACACCACCGGAAGGAUGUGGACGCCAUUCCUCUGUCAUCCCACGGCAACGCCAUGGCGUCCCCUCCGCUCGCGGCGGCCCGGACACACUCGCCACCAGUGCCCAAGCUGCACCUGCCGCCGUGCGUCCCUUCUCGUCGGACGGCUGCGGCUACGCGAUGGGAGCCCGUGCGCAAGCGAGUCAGAGCAACUCAAGGCGGUGGCGGCUCGGCCUCGGCGGCGACGGAGGAGCAGGAGGAGAGGAAGCGGUGCCUGAGGUGCGGCGGUAUGUACCUGGACGAAGAGAACCACCCCGCCGCCUGCGCCUUCCACGGCCACGUCACAGGCGAGAAGGGGCUGUUCUCGCUGUCGCCACCGCACCAGGGGAUCGACGGCGAGUGGAGCGACAAGAGCGGGGUCAUCGUGUACCGGUGGAACGACGAAGGGAGCCGACCCAACACCGGCCGCGCCAACUGGAAGAAGCGGUGGAGCUGCUGCCAGGAGCGCGACGAGCACGCGCCGCCGUGCCAACGCGGGUGGCACGUCUCCUACGACGACGGCUACACCCUCUUCUAGGCUGGUACUGUAUCGCAGACGCCUAUCAAACAUUUUAUGGACUCGUCAGUCGGGAAAAAAUGUAGAACUUCAUGCAGGUCAAGUGGUGACGGGUGAUAAAUUUUCGGUCUAGAAGUAAUAUGGCUUCGCUUGACGA